AUGGUCUGUUUUCUACAGGUUCCAGCUGCUCUGCCAGCAGCUCAUCAAGUUCAAGCUCAAGCAGCUCAAGCUCCAGCAGUGAGUAUUAGCUUUGUAUUUGCUCGCAGCUGCAGUAGCUCAAGUUCCAGUAGUACAUGCUCAAGUAGUUUAAGCUCAAGUAGUUCAAUCUCUAGAAGCUCAAGUUCCAGUAGUUCAAGCUGUAGUUGCUCAAGCAGUUCAAGCUCAUGUUCAAGCCGUUCUAGUUCUGGCAGUUCAAGUUUCAGUAGCUCAACUUCCAGUAGUUCAAGCUCAUGUUCCAGGAGUUUAAGCUUGAGUAGCUCAAGCUCAACCAGUUCAUGCUCAAGUAGUUCAAGCUCAAAAAGCUCAAGGUCAUACAGCUCAAGCUCAAGCAGUUCAAGCUCAAGAAGCGCAACCUCAAGCAGUUCAAGUUCAACCUCUAGUAGUUCUUGCUCAAGCAGUUCAAGUUCAAGUAGCAUAAGUAGUUCAAGGUCUACCAGCUCAAGCUCUACCAGCUCAAGCUCUACCAGCUCAAGCUCUAGUAGUUCAUGCACAAGCAGUUCAAGCUCAAGCAGUUUAAGCUCAAGCAGUUCAAGCUCUAGCAGUUUAAGCUCAAGCAGUUCAAUCUUUAGCUGCUCAAGCUUAAGGAGUUCAAGCUCAAGCAGCUCAAGCUCAAGCAGUUCAAGUUCAACCUCUAGUAGUUCUUGCUCAAGCAGUUCAAGUAGCAUAAGUAGUUCAAGCUGUAGCAGCUCAAGUUCUAGUAGUUCCUGCUCAAGCAGUUCAACCUGUAGUAGUUUAUGCUCAAGCAGCUCGACCUCAAGUACUUUCAGUUCCAGCAGCUCAACAACAGUCUUCAACAAUAAGUACGUCUCAUAUUUCAUAGGUUCCAGCAGCUCAAACUCCAUUAGUUCAAGCUCCAGCAGUUCAAGAUCUGGUAUUUCAAGCUCCAGCAGCUCUAGUAGUUCAAGCUCUAGUAGUUCAAGCUCCAGUAGUUCAAGCUCCAGAAGUUCAUUCUCUAGCAGCUCAAGCUUGUGCAGUUCAAGCUCUAGUAGCUCAAGCACUCGCAGUUCAAGCUCCAGUAGCUCAAGCUCCAGCAGAUCAAGCUCCGGCAGCUCAAGCUUAAGUAGUUCAAGCUCCAGUAGCUCAUAUUCCAUCAGCUCAAGCUCCUGUAGCUCAAGCUUAAGUAGUUCAAGAUCAAAUAGUCCAAGAUCAAGCAGUUCAAGCUCAAGCAGCCCAAGCUCAAGUAGUUCAAGUUCAAGCCGCUCAGACUCUACUAGUUCAAGCUCCAGUAGCUCAAGCUCCAGUAGCUUAAGCCCCAGUAGCUCAAGCUCUAGUAGUUUAAGUUCUAUUAAUUCAAGCCUCAGCAGUUCAUGCUCAAGUAGUUCAAGCACUAGUAGCUCAAGUUCUAGUUCUUUAAGUUGCAGCAGCUCAAGUUCAUUUAAAUCUCCCUGUAGCAGCUCUAGCAACAGUCGAAUAAGUUCCAGUAGCUCAAGUUCCAGUUGUGCAAGCUCUAGCGGUUUAAGUUCUAGCAGUUCAAGCUCAAGUAGCUCCAGCUUAAGUAGUUCGAGCUCAAGAUGUAGUUGCUCAAGAAGUUCAAGCUCAAGCAGCUCCAGUUCAAGUAGUUCGAGCUCAAGCUGUAGUAGUUCAAGCUCAAGCAGUUCAAGUUCAAGCAGUUCAUGCUCAAGUACUUCAAUCUUGAGCAGCUCAGGUUCAAGUAGUUUGAGCUCAAGCUGUAGUAGUUCAAGCACAGGCAGUUUAAGUUCAAGCAGUUCAAGUUCAAGCAGUUCAUGCUCAAGUACUUUAAGCUCGAGCAGCUCCAGUUCAAGUAGUUCGAGCUCAAGUAGUUUAUGUUCAAGCGGUUCUAGUUCUAGCAGCUCAAGUUCCAGUAGCUACAGCUCAAGCUCUAGCAGUUCAAGCUCUAGCAGGUCAGGCUCUAGUAGUUCAAGCUCAAGCAGCUCAAGUCCAAGCAGCACAAGUUCCAGUAGCUCAAGUUCAAGUAGCUCAAGUUCCAGUAGUUCAAGUUCCAGUAGUUCAAGUUCCAGUAGUUUAAGCUCAAGUAGCUCUAGCAGUUCAAGUUCUAGUAGCAUAAGUUCCAGUAGCUUAAGCUCAAGUAGCUCAAGCAUCUCAAGCUCAAGCAUCUCAAGCUCAAGCAGUUCAAGCUUAAGUAGCUCAAGCAUUGCAAGUUCAAGCAGUUCAAGCUCAAGCAGUUCCAGUUCCAGCAGCUCAAGCUCUAGCAGUUCCAGUUCAAGUAGUUCCAGUUACAGGAGUUCAAGUUCUAACAGCUCAAGUUCCAUUAGUUCAAGUUCAAGUAGCUCAAGUUCCAGUAGUACAAGUUCUAGCAGCUCAAGUUCAAGUCCCUCAAGUUCCAGUAGUUUAAGUUCAAGUAGCCCAAGCUCAAGUAGUUCAAGUUCCAGCGGCUCCAGUUCCAUUAGUUCAAGUUCCAGCAGUUCGAGCUCAAGCUCUAGUAGUUCCAGCUCUAGCAGCUCAAGUUCUAGCAGCUCCAGCUCUAACAACUCAAUAUCUAGCAGUUCAAGCUCUAGCAGUUCCUGCUCCAGCAGUUCAAGCACUAGCAGUUCCAGCUCUAGAUGCUCAAUCUCUAGCAGUUCAAGCACUAGCUGCUCAAGCUCUAGCAGUUCAAAGUCUAGCAGUUCAAGCUUCAGCAGUUCCAGCUUUAGUAGUUCCAACUCUAUCAGUUGCAGCUCUAGCAGUUUAAGAUCUAGCAGUUCAAGCUCUAGCAGUUCAAACUGCUCAAUCUCUAGCGGUUCAAGCUCUAGCUGCUCAAGCGCUAACAGUUCCAGCUCUAGCAGUUCCACCUCAAGCAUUUCCAGCUCUAGCAGUUCCAGCUCUAGCAGUUCCAGCUCUAGCUGCUCAAUCUCUAGCAGUUCAAGACCUAGCUGCUCAAGCUCUAGCAGUUCAAGCUCUAGCACUUCAAUCUCUUGCAGUUCCAGCUCCAGCAGUUCCCGCUCUAGCAGUUCCAGCUCUAGCAGUUCCAGCUCUAGCAAUUCCAGCUCCAGCAGUUCAAGCUCUAGCUAUUCAAGCUAUAGAUGCUCAAUCUCUAGCAGUUCAAGCACUAGCUACUUAAGCUCUAGCAUUUCAAGCUCUAGCAGUUCAAGCUCUAGCAGUUCAAGCACUAGGUGCUCAAGCUCUAGGAGUUCAAGCUCUAGCAGUUCAAGCUCCAGCAGUUCCAGCUCUAGCAGUUCCAACUCUAUCAGUUCCAGCUCAAGCAGUUCAAGCUCCAGCAGUUCCAGCUCUAGCAGUUCCAGCAGUCCUAGCUCUAGCUGCUCAAUCUCUAGCAGUUCAAGCACUAGCUGCUCAAGCUCUAGCAGUUCCAGCUCUAGCAGUUCCAACUCUAUCAGUUCCAGCUCUAGCAGUUCAAGCUCAAGCAGUUCAAGCUCCAGCAGUUCCAACUCUAUCAGUUCCAGCUCUAGCAGUUCAAGCUCUUGCAGCUCCAGCUCAAGCAGUUCCAGCUCUAGCUGUUCCAUCUCUAGGAGUUUAAGCUCAAGCAGUUUCAGCUCUUGCUGCUCAAGCUCGAGGAGUUCCAUCUCAAGCAGUUCAAGCUCUUGCAUCUCCAGCUCAAGCAGUUCCAGCUCUAUCUCUUCCAGCUCUAGGAGUUUAAGCUCUAGCAGUUCCAGCUGUAGCUGCUCAAUCUCAAGCUGUUCAAGCACUAGCUGCUUAAGCUCUAGCAGUUCAAGCUCCAGCAGUUCCAGCUCUAGCAGUUCCAACUCUAUCAGUUCCAGGUCUAGCAGUUCACGCUCUUGCAGCUCCAGCUCUAGCAGUUCACGCUCUUGCAGCUCCAGCUCUAGCAGUUCCAGCUCUAGCUGUUCCAGCUCAAGGAGUUUAAGCUCUAGCAGUUCCAGUUCUAGCUGCUCGAUCUCUUGCGGUUCAAGCUCUAGCUGCUCAAGCUCUAGCAGUUCAAGCUCUAGCAGUUCAAGCACUUGCAGUUCCAGCUCUAGCUCUUCCAGCUCUAGGAGUUUAAGCUCUAGCAGUUCCAGCUCUAGCUGCUCAAUCUCUAGCAGUUCAAGCUCUAGCAGUUCAAGAUCUAGCAGUUCCACCUCUCGGAGCUUAAGCUCUAGCAGAUCCAGCUCUAGCAGUUCAAGCUCUCUCAGUUCAAGCUCUCCCGGUUCAAGCUCUAGCAGUUCCAGCUCUAGCACUUCAAGCUGUAGCAGCUCAAGCUGUAGCAGUUCCAGCUGUAGCAGUUCUAGCUCAAGUAGUACAAGCUCCACCAGUUCCAGCUCUAGCAGUUCCAGCUCUAGCAGUUCAAGCUCUCUCAGUUCAAGCUCCAGCAGUUCCAGCUCUAGCAGUUCCAGCUCUAGCAGAUCCAGCUCUAGCAGUUCAAGCUCUAGCAGUUCGAGCUCCAGCAGUUCAAGCUCUAGCUGUUCCAGCUCAAGUAUUUCAAGCUCCAGCAGUUCAAGCUUUGGCAGUUCCAGCUCUAGCAGCUCCAGCUCUAGCAGUUCAAGCUCAAGCAGUUCAAGCUCUAGCAGUUCAAGCUCCAGCAGUUCAAGCUCUAGCAGUUCCAGCUCUAGCAGUUCAAGCUCUAGCAGUUCCAGCUCAAGUAUUUCAAGCUGUAGCAGUUCAAGCUCUAGCAGUUCAAGCUCCAGCAGUUCCAGCUCUAGCAGAUCCAGCUGUAGCAGUUCCAGCUCUAGCAGUUCAAUCCCUAGCAGCUCAAGAACUAGUCGUUCUAGCUCUAGCAGUUCAAGCUCUCUCAGUUCAAGCUCUCCCGGUUCCAGCUCCAGCAGUUGCAGCUCUUGCAGUUCCAGCUCUAGCAGUUCCACCUCUAGCAGUUCCACAUCUAGCGGUUCAAGCUUUGUCAGUUCCAGCUCUAGCAGCUCCAGCUCUAUUAGUUCAAGCUCAAGCAGUUCCAGCUCGAGCAGUUCAAGCUCAUGCAGUUCAGGCUCUAGCAGUUCCAGCUCUUGCAGUUCCAGCUCUAGCAGUUCAAGCUCUCUCAGGACAAGCUCUCCCGGUUCAAGCUCUAACAAUUCCAGCUGUAGCAGUUCCAUCUCAAGUAGUUCAAGCUCCAGCAGUUCCAGCUCUAGUAGUUCAAGCUCUAGCAUCCCCAGCUCUAGCAGCUCCAGCUCCAGCAGUUCAAGCUCUAGCAGUUCAAGCUCCAGCACUUCCAGCUCUAGCAGAUCCAGCUCAAGCAGUUUCAGCUCUAGCAGUUCAAGCUCUAGCAGUUCAAGCUCAAGUAGUUUAAGCUCCAGCAGUUCCAGCUCUAGCAGUUCCAGCUCUAGCCGUUCUAGCUCUAGCAGUUCAAGCUCUCUCACUUCAAGCUCUCCCGGAUCCAGCUCUAGCAGUUCAAGCUCUUGCAGUUCAAGCUCCAGCAGUUCAAGCUCUCUCAGUUCAAGCUCUCCCGGUUCGAGCUCUCGCAGGUCCAGCUCUUGCAGUUCAAGCUCCCUCAGUUCAAGCACUCCCGGUUCCAGCUCUAGCAGUCUCAGCUCUAGAAGUUCCACCUCUAGCAGUUCACGCUUUGGCAGUUCCAGCUCUAGCAGCUCCAGCUCUAGCAUUUCAAGCUCUAGCAGUUCCAGCUCAAGCAUUUCAAGCCCUAGCAGUUUCACCUCUAGCAGUUCAUGCUCUAGCAGUUCCAGCAAAAGCUCUAGCAGUUCCAGCUGUAGCAGUUUCAGCUCAAGUAGUUCAAGCUCCAGCAGUUCCAGCUCUAGCAGUUCCAGCUCUAGCACUUUAGGUUUUAGUAGUUCAAGCUGUAGCGGUUCCAGCUGUAGUAGUUCCAGCUCAAGUAGUUCAAGCUCCAGCAGUUGCAGCUCAAGUAGUUCAAGCUCCAGCAGCUCCAGCUCUAGCAGUUCAAGCUCUAGCAGUUUAAGCUCCAGCAGAUCCACCAUUAGCAGCUCCAGCUCAAGCAGUUCUAGCUCUAGCACUUCAAGUUUUAGCAGUUCAAGCUGUAGCAGUUCCAGCUCUAGCAGUUCCAGCUCUAGCAGUUCAAGCUCUAGCAGUUCAAGCUCAAGUAGUUUAUGCUCCAGCAGUUCCAGCUCUAGCAGAUCCAGCUCUAGCAGUUCAAGCUCUAGCAGUUCAAAAUCUAACAGUUCAAGCUCUAGCAUUUCAAGCUCUUGGAGUUCAAGCUCCAGCAGUUUCAGCUCUAGCAGUACCAGCUCUAGCAGAUCCAGCUCUAGCAGUUCAAGCUUUGACAGUUCCAGCUCUAGCAGCUCCAGCUCAAGCAGUUCAAGCUCAAGCAGUUUAAGCUCUAGCAGUUCAAGCGCCACCAGUUCAAGCUCUAGCAGUUCUAGCUGUAGCACCACCAGUUCUAGCAGCUUCGCAGUUCAGCUCUGCAAUUCCAGCUCUUGCAGUUCAGCCUCUCAGUUCAAGCUCUCCGGUUCCAGCUCUAGCAAUUCCAGCUCUAAGUUCCACCUCUACAUCUCCACCUCUAACAGUUCACGCUUUGGCAGUUCAGCUCUAGCAGUUCAAGCUCUAACAGUUCAAGCUCAGCAGUUCAAGCUCCAGCAGUUCUGGCUCUACCAGUUCCCAGCUCCAGCACUAGCUCUAGCAGUUCCAGCUCUAGCAGUUCAAGCUCCCAGCAGUUCAGCUCCAGCAGUUCAAGCUCCAAGCAGUUCCAGCUCUAGCAGUUCAAGCUCAUGCAGUUCAUGCUCUAAGUUUCCAGCUCUAGCAGUUCCAGCUCUAGCAGUUCAAGCUCUCUCAAGUUCAGCUCUCCCGAGCUCUAGCAGUUCAAGCUCAAACAAUUCAAGCUCUAGCAGUUCAAGCUCUAGCACUAGUGUUAGCUCUAGCAGUUCAAGCUCCAGCAGUUCAAGCUCCAACAGUUCCAGCUCUAGCAGUUCCAUCUCUAGCAGUUCCAGCUCUAGCAGUUCAAGCUCUAGCAGUUCAAGCCCUAGCAGUUCAAGCUCUAGUAGUUCCAGCUCUAGCAGUUCAAGCUCUAUCAGUUCAAGCUCUCCCGGUUCCAGCUCUAGCAGUUCCAGCUCUAGCAGUUCAAGUUCUUGCAGUUCAAGCUCCAGCAGUUCAAGCUUUGGCAGUUCCACCUCUAGCAGCUCAGCUCUAUCAGUUCAAGCUCAAGCAUCCAGCUCUCCCGGUUCCAGCUCUAGCAGCUCCAGCUCUAGCAGUUCAAGCUCUAGCAGUUCAAGCUCCAGCAGUUCCAGCUCUAGCAGUUCAAGCUCAAGUAGUUCUGGCUCCAGCAGUUCCAGCUCUAGCAGUUGCAGCUCUACCAGUUCCAGCUCUAGCAGUUCAAGCUCUCUCAGUUCAAGCUCUCCGGCCAAAUCUAGCAGUUCCAACUCUAGCAGUUCAAGCUCUUCCAGUUCAAGCUCCAGCAGUUCAAGCUCUCUCAGUUCAAGCUCUUCCGGUUCCAGCUCUAGCAGUUCUAGCUCUAACAGUUCCAGUAGUAGUUCAAGCUCUCUCAGUUCAAGCUCGGUCCCAGCUCUAGCAUCACUCAGUUCCAGCUCUAGUAGUUCCAGCUCAAGCAGUUCAACCUCU
Messenger RNA from Homarus americanus (American lobster), 7422 nucleotides. Its product is annotated as serine-rich adhesin for platelets-like. Lineage: Eukaryota; Metazoa; Arthropoda; Malacostraca; Decapoda; Nephropidae. The record is from RefSeq and is a predicted model, not a curated record.